UUUCAUCGUGUUUGUUCUCAACGAAAUUCGCCAAAAUUUCACUCCAAAAUAACUAUUUCAACUCUUCAAGAUGUAGUGCAAGCGUAUAAAUAGUUUUUAUGGUGUAAUAUCGUUGUAGUUUGAUUUUUUUCUKAAGCUUUUCAGACAUUCACAGCUGUUUUUUCGCUUGUGUUUUGGAUCACAAAACAUCCAGCAAACUGCAGGGAAAAUGACUGACAUCGAGUCGUUGACCGCUUCGCUCGUUCGUGAAUAUUUGAGCAGAAAGGGCCUCAAACGUACUCUGCAAGUUCUGGAUCAAGAGAUGCCCAGACUUGAACACAGUAUUAGUAACCGUGCAAUGCUUGCUAAAGAAGUUCAUAUUGAGAAACUAAUUAAGAAAAACAAGGAGCAAGCACUGGUGUUCAGAACAAUGCUAGAGGUCAUUGUACAGUACUUGAAAGAAAGGGGAACUCCUAGUACACCUAGUACACCCUCUACUACACAGGAAACCCAAAGACCUUCUACAGCUGUUAAAAGGGAAAGAAGAUCAUCUGUAGAAAAGGCUAAACCUCAACAAAAAUCAGAAGAAACUGAGAAUCAUCACACAAACCAAGACUAUAGUGACCUACUUGAAAAACUAGAAAAAUCAGAAAAGCCGUCUAAACACAGAGAGAACAGAGAAGUACUUCACCCCUCCACACCCUUAAGCCUCAAACCAAAGGUACAUUUUCCCAGUCAAACUGACAGCACAACGUCAGCUGCAGCAACUCCAAGAGCAAAGACACCUCGAUCUAGAGUACGUAGUGCUGGGCUGGCAGGUCCUGUUGUGAGUUCAGGUCUGGCAGGAGGUCGAGAGAAGCGUGCUGGAAAUGUUAAAGGUUUUGCUUCAGAUUUAAGUAUCACUGGGCAUAAGUUUCAGAUGGAUAAGGGUAAAGUUUCAGUUGAAAGUACCCUGAAAGGAGGUAACUGGGCAAACAUGGAUCAAAUGAAAGGAACUGAGAAAGACUCACAUGGAGAAGAAACAGUAACAAAGAAUGUCAUUCAAGUUGACUUGCAAAGUAGUUUUUCUAAUGAAACAAAAUCAAAGAAAUCACCAAGACCGAUGUCCUCUCACCCAAAAAGAASUAAUUAUCAGCCACAGCCUUACAAAAAAGAAGAGCUUGUAUUUGAAGACAUUGAUGAUGAUCUGGAUGACAGCUUGGGAUCACUAUCAAUAGGCUCAUCUCAUCAAAUUGAAGCAGAUUUUGACAGCAAACCAAUAUCCUUGGAGCAAGCCAUGGCUCUCAAAAAUCUAAUAUUUGGUUCCGCAAACAGUUCGUUCAAUCAGGAAUGGAGACAACAGAGCUUUAAUUUCUGUGAUCUUUAUGGUCUAGAAUACGGUAUAGUCCAACAUAAGGGCGGUCCCUGCGGGGUUCUUGCUGCUGUGCAGGCUUUUGUCCUCAAGAGUCUUUUGUUUGGAGAUCAAAGAAAAAGAGAUUSUAGACAGUGUCUGCAACCAUCGUCGAGAGARAGAACCAAAGCUUUAGCUACGGCCAUUGCUGAGAUAUUAUGGCGAGCUGGACAAAAUCAAACCGCAGUUGUAGCACUACCGACAGGUUUUGGGAAUUCUAAUUUUAUUGGUGCUGGAAGAUAUAAACCUGAUCAGUUAACAGAAAAUCUUGUUCUCAGAAGUUUUACUUCAMAAGAAAGUCUCUAUAACUACGUUAAUCAACAAAUACAACAGUUUGAAGAUAAAUCCAGUAGUGGUUGCAUUUUGCUGUUAUAUUCCACAAUACUUUCAAGAUCGAUAAAAAGAUGGCGAAAAGUCAAUAUAUAUAUAUUUCAUGUUUUCCAGGAAAUGGUCAAUCUUAUAACUAUAGGGAAGGCAACGUCAAAUGCAUUUGAUAAUACAAUAGAAUUGGAUUCUGGAGGCGCGAAUGUUGUUGUGCUUAAGGGUCUAGAAAAGCAAGCAGAAGUCGGUCUUUUAUCGUUAUUUGAACACUACGGUUCUUGUCAGGUUGGGACAUACUACAAAACUCCUAAAUUCCCAAUAUGGGUGAUAUGUAGCGAGAGUCAUUUCAGUGUGAUGUUUUCUACAGAAAGACUGCUCCUUGAAAACUGGGAACGUAAAAAGAAGUUUGACUUAUACUAUUAUGAUGGUCUAUCAAGACAAGAAGAUGAAAUAAGACUAACCGUAGAUACUACUACUGAGUGCCCAGAAUCGGAAGAUGGAGAUUUGGUACCUCCGCUUGAACAUGUCAUCAGAACAAGGUANUUAUUCCAAUGCAGAUGGAAAAAAGCAACGGUGGACUGGAAUGGAAGUGAACCAAUACUGUAACGCAAUCCAUAGUCACAUCGUAGUCACGAUGUAAAGCAAUCAAUUCUCGCAUUGUCGCAGCAGAGUGGAUCAACGCAGGUCAUUUUCGCGCUUAUUUUCUACAUUUGUGGUGUCACUCGAUUCAGUACCACGUAUUUUUGUCACACAAUCCAUAACUCUUUUCGCCAAAGUAACAUAAUAUCACACAAUUCAUCUUUCACUUUGUCAUGGAUGAUUUUACAAACUUUUAAUUUUAUGAACAUGUAAUAUGGCAUUCGAUAUUUACAGCAAUCGAUAUUUAURUAUGUACAAUGCAAUGCCUUGUUGGAGGUGUAUUUUAAAACAAGUGUUGGCAGGUUGUGAGCUUGUCGAAAAAAACGUCGAGAUGGAAUUACCUCAGAAAGUGUUCUAAAAACCAUUAUACCCGAUUGAGAGAGACUAGACUAUCGACUAUGUUAUUCCAUUAGUGUUUUCCCUCACGUAUAAUAAACCAGUUUAUACAAUUCAA
This is a messenger RNA of Exaiptasia diaphana, 2783 nucleotides long. RefSeq names its product probable ubiquitin carboxyl-terminal hydrolase MINDY-4. Lineage: Eukaryota; Metazoa; Cnidaria; Anthozoa; Actiniaria; Aiptasiidae. Gene Ontology annotation, biological process: protein K48-linked deubiquitination. The coding region runs from base 209 to 2296 and encodes 695 amino acids. Gene Ontology annotation, molecular function: K48-linked deubiquitinase activity; protein binding; cysteine-type deubiquitinase activity. The record is from RefSeq and is a predicted model, not a curated record. The transcript is spliced from 20 exons.